Molecule: messenger RNA, 1363 nt
Organism: Sorghum bicolor (sorghum)
Lineage: Eukaryota; Viridiplantae; Streptophyta; Magnoliopsida; Poales; Poaceae
Product: protein EXORDIUM
Exons: 1
Coding region: 126-1088 (320 amino acids)
Source: RefSeq, a predicted model, not a curated record
CUCAUCAGCACCAGAAUAAACAGUCACACCUGAACACCUAUCCCUAAUCUUCUAUCAGCACCACCAGUCCACCACAAACAGGCAUUCAGGCCACAGUUCAAUCACUCACUCAUCACUAGGCUGCAAUGGCUGCAACUCGUCCAAAGGCACUCGUGCUUGCAGUAGUGGUACUGCUCGUGAGCUCCGCCCAGCUAUCCAUGGGGGCAAGGAGGCGCAUGGAGCUGUAUCAACCCAAUCCGGCGGACAUGCUCUCCUACCACAACGGAGCCGUGCUCCACGCCGACAUCUUCGUUUCCGUGCUCUGGUACGGCAGUUUCACGCAGGUGCAGAAGACGAUCAUCUACGACUUCCUGCUCUCCCUCACCAUGAUGCCCCAGGCCGCCUCGCCGUCCGUGUCGCAAUGGUGGAACAUCAUUGACCAGCAGUACCUGUCCAAGGCGGCGCAAGCCUCGCCGGCCAAUGCCGGCGGAGCCACGACGAAAACCCGGGUGAUGCUCGACAACCAGGUGUCCGACGACGGCUGCUCCAUGGGCACGUCCCUCACCCUGGCGCAAAUCUCCGCUCUCGCCGCGAGGGCCAAGCCCAAGAAGGGCGGCGUCGCGCUGGUCUUCACCGCGCAGGACGUCACCGUGGAGGGCUUCUGCAUGAGCCAGUGCGGCCUGCACGGCUCGGACGCCGAGUCCGGCACCACGUACGUAUGGGUCGGCAACUCGGCCACGCAGUGCCCCGGCCAGUGCGCGUGGCCGUUCCACCAGCCGCUGUACGGACCGCAGAGCCCGCCCCUCGUUCCGCCCAACGGCGACGCUGCCGUGGACGGCAUGAUCAUCAACCUGGCGAGCCAGUUCGCCGGCGUGGUGACGAACCCGUUCCGUGACGCGUACUACCAGGGCUCCAGCGACGCGCCCCUGGAGGCCGCCACGGCGUGCCUGGGGCAAUUCGGCAGCGGCUCGUACCCGGGAUACGCCGGCGACCUGAAGAUUGACCAAGCGAGCGGUGCCAGCUACAACGCCAAUGGCGCGCAAGGGAGAAAAUACCUCCUCCCCGCGCUCUACAACCCUUCCACGUCUGCCUGCAGCACGCUGGUCUAGGGGAAACACCAAUGCAGAGUAUUGUCGUCUUAGCUUGUUUGUUCAGAAGGCUUAUGGGUGUAUAUACACAAGUUCAGAUCAGAUGUAAUUCUUUCAUUCUAAAGAUUGAAAUGUUCUUCAUAAUAAUAUUGAUUGGGGCAUGGCAACUAAAGUUGGUCCAAUUCAAUCAACAGCCACUUUUUUUUCUUUGAGUUUUACCCAUAGCAACUAGCCAACUAGCAAGAUGUCCGCGAAAAUAGCAUGGUUAGCUAGUUUUUAGCAUUGUAACAUCUAGA